Molecule: messenger RNA, 1131 nt
Organism: Lactuca virosa
Lineage: Eukaryota; Viridiplantae; Streptophyta; Magnoliopsida; Asterales; Asteraceae
Source: the annotation of a GenBank genome assembly
AUGGAUGCAGACAACACCUGCAAAAGCCUGCCCAAUCUCUAUUCAUCAUUUGUCGACACUUUCGUCGACUUUUCGGUCAGCGAGAUCUUCCUACCCGACCCACCAUCUCCUCCGGUUUUUCAAACCUCCUACCCUUCCCCUAAUCGUCUAAUAGCCAUAGGUGAUCUUCAUGGCGACCUUCACAAAUCCAAACAAGCCCUCCGUCUUGCUGGUCUCAUCGACUCCCAAGACCAGUGGUCUGGUGGCUCCUCCACUCUUGUACAAGUCGGAGAUGUCCUCGAUCGUGGUGGACAAGAACUCAAAAUCCUUUACUUCCUCGAGAAACUUAAACGACAGGCUGCUAAGGUCGGCGGUAAUGUCAUCACCAUGAAUGGCAAUCACGAAAUCAUGAAUGUUUAUGGUGAUUUUUGGUGUACUCAUCCAUCUGGGCUUGAUGAAUUUCAGAAUUGGGCUGAUUGGUUUACUAUAGGCAACAACAUGAAGCGAUUAUGCGAUGGACUAGAGAAACCUAAAGAUAUAUACGAUGGGAUACCUACAAGUUUUCCUGGCGUUAAAGAAGAAUAUGUAAACGGGUUUAGAGCAAGGAUUGCUGCAAUGAGACCUCAGGGUCCUAUAGCAAGUAGGUUUUUGUCUAAAAACAUGACUGUGCUUGUUGUUGGGGAGUCCGUGUUUGUUCAUGGAGGGAUUUUACCUCACCAUGUUGCUUAUGGAUUGGAACGGAUUAACGAAGAGGUAAGGGAUUGGAUUACUGGAUUGAAAGAGACUGUAUCUUCGGAUUUAGUUAAGUCCGGAAGCUCAGUUGUUUGGCUAAGAAAAUUUUCUAACGAAGUGGCUGAAGAUUGCGAUUGUAGUAUGCUGGAACAUGCUCUUGCGACCAUUCCGGGUGCAAGGAGGAUGAUCAUGGGUCAUACUAUUCAAAAGGGUGGUAUAAACGCAGCUUGCAAUAACAAAGCCAUAAGGAUUGAUGUUGGCAUGUCUAAGGGGUGUAUUGACGGGCUGCCUGAGGUUCUGGAGAUCAGUGAGGAUUCUGGUCUGCGAAUCUUGACAUCAAAAUCGGUGUAUGAUCAGAAUAGGCAGGAUUUGAUGAUGCCUAAGCAGCAUGAAACACGACCAAUGCAGGUUGAGGUUUAA